Messenger RNA from Dentiscutata erythropus, 2331 nucleotides. The record is from the annotation of a GenBank genome assembly. NCBI's taxonomy places the organism in Eukaryota, Fungi, Glomeromycota, Glomeromycetes, Diversisporales, Gigasporaceae.
AUGAAGUCUCUAUCAUUUUUCAUACUUACGGUUGUUAAAUUUGGCAUCUUUCUAUGGUCUAUUCUAUCAGUGAGACUUGUUCAAAGUGAUAUAGACAACUUCAUAUAUACAGAAAACUCUAAUAUUACUGGAAAACAACCUUUCGUCUUGGGUAUUUGUCAUUAUGAAGACAAUACUAAUACUGUAAUUAUUCGUAUAGGUCGGGACAACAGUACUGGUUAUAUUAGAUGUUUUGAGCAGAGUUUAUUACUUCGCGUUAUUCAAGCAAAUGGAAGCGUCAUUGAAAUAAAUUAUGACAAUAUUGAGGAAAUACAAUAUAUUAAUUAUUGUUAUGUUAACGGCAAUGGAGUAUUUGAUUUAUUACAAAAUGGCACGCUCAAUAUUUCAAGCGACUUUCAAAUCAGUUUACUUGGAACUUUAGAUGGUGGAUAUGCGAUUAUAUAUGCUAACACAACUAAUAACAAUAAUAUGGCUUCAAAUUAUACGUUAGCCGCUCAGUUUACCACAAAUGCAGGAUUGUAUGCCAUAAUGUUGGGCUAUAAUCAAACAAAGAUAAACAAGACAAUUGUUUUAAAUGAAAUAUCGACUCCUAAUGUUAAAAUAAAAUUCACUGCUUUGCUUUGCACAAUUAACUACCUUUCCGUUGCAACUACGACCGCUGCUAUACCGGUUACCACCACGCCAGUUACACCAUUCUAUAUUAAAGUACAUUUUCUUUCCACCGGCUCUGUGCUAAAUGUGGAAACAAAAUUCAACAUACCUUUGAAUAACAUAACGGCUAUUAGAGCAGUACCAUUUGGAGGAUACGCAUUAAUGUCAUAUUCUUAUAAUGGACAAGUUAUAAAUUUAAAUUUUAGUCUUUAUGAUGAUUAUAAUAAUUGGUCUAACUGGGUAUUCCCGUGGCAGCCUAUUGUCUCAAAUUUAGUUGGCGCGUUUGAUAUAUUGCAAAAUAAUACAUUACUAAUUGCAUUAAAUGAAACAACUACCGCUUGGAAUCUCCUUUUACUAGAUUUGCCUCAACUUACGUAUAAUGAUAGUGGUUAUGGUAAUCUGCAAGUAAAUUCUACGUACCCUCUGAUAGACUCUAAUAAUCUUACACUAAAUUUCAACUAUAUUAAUAUCACAUAUCAAUAUCCUGUUUUAUUUGCGGAUGGCAUUUUAUAUAUCUAUCAAAAAACCAAUCAGAGUGAUAUUCUUCGACAAUUGAUUAGAUCAAAAAAUUGUAAUACUAGCGAAUGCAAUAUUUUGGACAAUGUUGUUACGCUCUAUGUGCUCAAUUGUACUUUUAAUCAGCCGGGUGGGCAAUAUUAUAUACAAAUAGAAGACAAUUUUGUAAUGAGCGCAGAUAACAAAGAAUUCAUACCAGGAAUUACUCCAAAUACAUGGAAUUUUCAAACAGAUAAUAGCACCAUACAAAGUCAAGGGAGUGAUGUUGGUGUCCAGGGAAAAUUGCGAUUGACAAUUAAUGGAUCUCUGUAUUUUCAAGGAUUGAAUGACUCAAAAAAACAUGAAUUUUUUACAAAUUUAACAAGUGAACUCGUAAUCAUAAUUCCCACAAAAGAAGGAAGAUUGAGUUCAAAUGAACGUAAUCAAAUUGAUACAUCUUCAACAGGAUCGCAAAUUCUUAUCUCGCUUUCUAUUAAUGCGGCAAAAAAUGAUGGAAUUGCUACCGCAACGAUCGAAAAUGAUUUAAAUCUACUGAUACAAAAUAAAGAAUCGACAAAUAUAUCAACGAGUUCUACUACAAAGUAUUUAGACAAAGAUUAUGGAUUUCGAGAAAUAAGUAAGAACCAUAACAAUAAAGGAGUUCCUCAAAUCAAAUACGGAAAAAUUAACUUUGUUUUUUGUAGUCAUAUUUCUAUUUUUACUGAUACUUUUCAUAACAAAGAAAAGAUCACCAGAGGAUUAAACUUGUUCCUAGCAUUUUUAAUAUUAUUUACUGAACGGGAUCGAAAAUUUAUUGAUUGGUUUGCAAAAUAUGGAAAGGUCGCUAUUUCAGUUGCGGUAUUAUCUGGUUCAAGUAUUGAUGUGUUAUUAAUAUUAAAAUCGUAUUUUAUGGAGCUUGAUCUUCUUAACGCUCCAUUUUCUGAUAAGUCUCUGAAAUUAAUUUUUUGGGGAUCUUGCUCUGAUAUACUUCUAGCCGAUAUUCCACAAUUUGCUAUUCAGAUAUCUUAUAUUCUUUAUAGUAUCGAAAUUGAGGUUAUUCUAUUAUUCUCUUUGAUAGCAUCAAUUAUUUCAAUACUUUUUAACAUACUUAGUAAAUUAAUCUUUAUUAAAUUUAAAGAACAUUCUCCUUAUUUAAAUAUUUCACAAGAGCAUAAUAUGAACUAA